Messenger RNA from Cyphellophora attinorum, 774 nucleotides. RefSeq lists its product as uncharacterized. Lineage: Eukaryota; Fungi; Ascomycota; Eurotiomycetes; Chaetothyriales; Cyphellophoraceae. The coding region runs from base 1 to 774 and encodes 257 amino acids. The record is from RefSeq and is a predicted model, not a curated record. The transcript has 2 exons.
AUGGCCGACCAGUCUCAACCUUCCCCUCCUCCGAACCGCCGUCGUUCCUCGAUAGUCGAGAUGUUCACUGGACGACCGGCCCUAUCAAGCUCUGGUUCUUCGUCACCUCCAUCCGGUUCCUCCACGUCCCCAAACGCUCCACAGCAUCGCCGCGGUAUGAGCAUCACAACGAUGGGUCUUACAGGCAAUGCCAACGGCCAAAACUCUCCCUAUAAUGCUUUUGCGCGCCAACGUCGUGCUAGUGUAGCGACUUCGACUGCUUCCGGCUCUCCUGAAUUCAAGAACAGCUUCGGAGAUGAUCCCGUAGUCAUCGAAGAGGACGACGGGCCCAAGUCCCCUACGACAAACCCGGCCGGCUCCUUUGCCCGAAGAGUCAGCUUCGGCGCGCAAGCGAUGAGAGAUGCUAAGCAAGGGAGUGGUUCUGGGAGUUCUGGUGCUGGUAGGCGCCCCUCCAGUUCCCUUUUCAGCCUCAGUGAGAACACUGAGAACGACCCCCCUCCUCGGGCCCGAGUCCCCUCAGACAUGGCCAAGACUUCAGGGGAGGGCUUCAACUGGUCAGAGGCUAUGAGGGACCGUACGAAGCGAUCACCAUCAUUCUCCUCAUCAGUCAAUCCUUUCGCGACCAACAACAAUCGCAUGCGUAGCACUAGCACUACUGCCCCAGAGCCGCCCAAGGAGAUGCCGAAGGCAGUCGAGCCUGUUGCGCCGCCGAAGAUGCGGAAGCCUGAUCAUUUGGGAGAGAGAAUGCUCAGAGGAGACUUUAUGAUGGACUAG